GACUGGUGUUGAAAAGAGUCGAAACAGAACCCAUUGUGGUGUUGGAGAGGAGUGAGCUGCUGCCUGGGAGAAAAAGAAAAGAGGCAAUUUCGUGACCACAAAUUGAUUCAUUAUAAGCGGACAGAUAUGGACCAUAAUAUACAAUACAGUCGCCGGUGUCCUUUGUGAAUAGGACCGUGUCGUCCAGCCGGAAAGAGCCGGUAUAUGAAGAGUUAAGACCCGACAUCCCAACUGUUUAUUUCGGCAGCUAGCAGGCUAGCUGGCUAGACACCUUUGAGCUAGAAAUGUGGAGCCCGUGUGAGUUCGCAUGAUAGAGAUCUUCGUCGAGCUUUGAAGAAGCUGUUUUCGGUUUAGAUAUUGUCGGCGGUGAUUUAAAGUAUCAGUCGCCCGCUUUGUAAGUAGCCGCAACUUUGAAGAAUGAUAUCAACUGAGCGCUAAGCAUUUCACUACUACAGACCCGGAGAGGAGAAAGUCAUACAGGCCUGCUGGCUUGAGGUUGUACACAAACACCAAGAAGAAAGAACAUGACUUACUGGCCUCUGCCAGAGACUGGCACGGGGCAGCUGUGCCAACCUCCCCCCUGCGCACCGCUUUAGAAGCUACCCCAGUACACCAUGACGGAGAGGCAUUGAGGUUAGCUCCCUGACGAUCAUCUCAAUACCUCUCCUCCUCCCUAUCCCUCAAGAACCCCCCACCCCUGCCCUGCCCCCAUCAUGCUGCGCUUCCUGCCUCUCAAACUUGGCCGCCUGUACCGCUGUCUGAAGCUCUUACUGGUGGUGGGACUGUUUGUCAUCUUGCUGAUGAACACUCACAACCUGUUCGCCUCCUUCCAGAAGAAUGAGCUCACUGAUAGACGCUUCAUCAACCUCAACAAGUGUCCCGCCUGCUUUGGCACCAGCUGGUGCCGCAAAUUCAUGAACGGCCAGGUUUCUUUUGAGACCUGGGGUCGCCUACGAUUCCUAGAUGUUUUCAAUGUCAAGAAUGUUUACUUUGCUCAGUACGGUGAGCCCAGGGAGGGCACCCGUCGUGUGGUGCUCAAACGGCUCGGCUCCAACCAGGAGCUGGCUGAGAUUGACCAGAAAAUCUGCAAGCGGGCCACAGGCAGGCCGCGCUGUGACCUCAUCCAGGCAAUGUACAAGACUGAAUUUGCCCGGAUCAACGGUGAUGUUCGUCUGCUCACUCCAGAGGUGGUAGAGGGCUGGUCAGAUCUGGUGCACUGCCCCUCUCAGAGGCUGCUGGACCGUGUGGUCCGCAGGUAUGCUGAGACCAAAGACUCAGGCAGCUUCCUGCUAAAGAACCUCAAGGACACGGAAAGAAUGCAGCUCCUCAUGACCUUGGCAUUCAACCCGGAACCGCUUGUACUACAGAGCUUUCCGUCAGACGAAGGGUGGCCGUUUGCCAAGUACCUGGGAGCGUGUGGGCGCAUGGUAGCUGUCAACUACGUGGGCGAGGAGCUGUGGAGCUUCUACAACGCACCCUGGGAGAAGAGGGUAGACUUGGCACGUCAGCUGAUGGACAUCGCUGAGCAGCUCACCAACAACGACUUUGAGUUUGCCCUCUACCUGCUCGAUGUCAGCUUCGAUAACUUUGCGGUCGGCCCACGUGACGGAAAGGUCAUCGUUGUUGAUGCUGAGAAUGUUCUUGUGGCAGACAAAAGACUGAUCAAGCAGAACAAGCCAGAAAACUACGACGUGUGGUAUGAGAGCCGUUUUGAGGAGUGCGACAGGGAGGCCUGCCUGUCUUUCUCUAAGGACUCCCUUUGUUCCAGGGUCACUGUGGACCACAACUACUAUGCUGUGUGCCAGAACCUGCUGUCGCGGUACGCUACGUGGCGGGGCACCACUGGAGGCCUCCUCCAUGACCCCCCCGCCCACGUAGCCAAAGAUGGACAACUCGAGACCCUGUUGGAUGAGUGCACCAGACCGAAAAAGCGCUAUGGCCGCUUCCAGGCGGCCAAGGAACUGCGUGAAUACCUCACACAGCUAGCUGCCGCUUCCUCCUCUGCUACAGCCAGGAAACAGAGAGAGUGAGACAGCUGCACAUAGGAAAAGGAAGGGAAUAAUUGGACAGUGGUGGUCCCUUGAUGCAGAUGUGCCAUACCAAAGAGGCUAUAUAUAAUAUUAAGAACCCGGAGCAGUACAGAGUGACAGCACCUUUCCCUCCAGUUGUUCCCCAAUAGAGCUGUCCGAAGGAAUCAUAAUGUGUACACAAUCGUAUAUGAGCUGGCAGGCCUGCAUACUGAUUUUUUUGUUUGUUUGUUUUUGGGUUUUUUUGUUCUUAUUCUUCAAAUAAGAAGCUUUUCCGGAGGUAUACAAGUCAAAGAUUGGGCGUACUCAAUGCCUUCCACUUUGUUAACCUCCCAUACGAUUGAUAAAUGAUGAUCAGAAUUAGACAUGUUUUUCUUCAACAAGGUCAAAAAAAUGUUGACUAUAUGAAAGUGGGAAAUUAAGUGAUUCUUCAGAGGACUAGAAAACAUAAUAAAACAGCGUAGUAGUGGCCUCCAGCCCCAAAUUUUCUUUAAAUGUCUGUAAUUGAUAAAUUAAUCAUAUCUUGAAACUUCUCCCACUAGUGCUGAGUGCAGUCAGCUCUAUCAAGUAAAUGUUAAAAAAGGAAAGGAAGAUAUCCUAAAUUACUUACUUGCUCCACAACUGGCUUCUGACCUGCACUUUUAAAUUUUGCAGCCCAGAAAUUUCUGUUGAAUAUUUAAACACUCUGCACCACUUAGAAGUUGGGUUGAUUUUACACUCAGUGGGCCAGCGAAUUAAAGCAUAAUCACAAAUAUAGGCUCAUUUGGUAAUGGAUUAUGAAAGAUCAUACUAAAAUAACCUUUAAAAAAAAAAAAAGAAAUCCCCUCUUUGGCUCCAUAUGUUUUGUAUGUCAUCUGUCUUGAUAUUGUGAAUCAGACGCUAAAUGCCCAGUGGAGUGUUGUGUAGCACGGUCAAUAGACAAAAAAUCAAGUAAAUAUGAGCCACUCCAUCUACGGGGAAACUAGAAAGCACAGCAGUUGCUUUUUGGCCUUCCUCAAGACCUAGGGAGCUGACAUGACCCCUUGUCAGUCAGGAAAAGCAAUAAAUAGAAGUUUGGCUGAUGGAUUUCUGGUUUUGCCCCCCCUCGUAGUGUCAGAUAUAUUUUCUGUUUCCCCUGUCUGGAGGACAUUGAACCUGGAGGGAUUUUUAUGUGCGUAACUAACUGUCCACUUUUGUACUGUAAUUUUUCUUUUUGAGUAUUAUAUCAGCAUUGUCUGAUUUUUCCUGUGCCUUUCAUUCAAAAGUUGUAUUUACAACUUUUAGUGGGUUUAAAUAUUGAAAUAAAUGAAGAUAUAUAUAUAUAUAUAUAUAUAUAGAUAUAUUCA
Siniperca chuatsi (mandarin fish) is the source of this 3352-nucleotide messenger RNA. It is a transcript of the gene dipk2ab, whose product is annotated as divergent protein kinase domain 2Ab. The coding region runs from base 714 to 2030 and encodes 438 amino acids. The record is from RefSeq and is a predicted model, not a curated record. NCBI's taxonomy places the organism in Eukaryota, Metazoa, Chordata, Actinopteri, Centrarchiformes, Sinipercidae. The transcript is spliced from 5 exons.